Messenger RNA from Platichthys flesus (European flounder), 1769 nucleotides. It is a transcript of the gene adprm, whose product is annotated as ADP-ribose/CDP-alcohol diphosphatase, manganese-dependent. The coding region runs from base 27 to 1187 and encodes 386 amino acids. The transcript has 3 exons. Gene Ontology annotation, molecular function: 2',3'-cyclic-nucleotide 2'-phosphodiesterase activity; manganese ion binding; CDP-glycerol diphosphatase activity. Lineage: Eukaryota; Metazoa; Chordata; Actinopteri; Pleuronectiformes; Pleuronectidae. The record is from RefSeq and is a predicted model, not a curated record.
UUGAACUUGUCAGGUCACCGCCGUGCAUGUUGGUUUGUGUUCAGUCACUAAAUGGGCCGACGGAACAAAGUGAGCUGGCAGGAUUUCAUCAUGUGUGCAGGUUGUCACGCUACACAUCCCGUUUGGUCGGAACAUGCUGUACACGCCCCAGGACGUCACUUCUUCUGAACACACGCUGGAGAAUGGACGAUCAGCAACAACCGCCUCUGUUCACGUUCGGUGUGAUCGCUGAUAUCCAGUACGCGGACAUCGACGACGGCUACAACUUCACCCGGUCGAGGCGGCGCUACUACCGCAGCAGCCUCCAGCUGCUGAGGAACGCCCAGCAGAGUUGGUCGGACUCGGCCGUGGCGCCGCGGUUCGUCCUCCAGCUCGGGGACAUCAUCGACGGCUUCAACAAGGGCCGCGGCGCCUCGGACCGGGCGCUGGACACGGUGCUGAGGGCGUUCGGCUCCGGCCCCCUGGAGGUACACCAUGUGUGGGGCAACCACGAGUUUUAUAACUUCAGCAGGAGGGCGCUGCUGAGCUCCAGGCUCAACACGACCCCCCCCGACACUGACGCCGAGGAGCCGGCGGGCAGCCUGAGCGCGGAUCGGGCUGCUCCCGAUAUCUACGCCUACCGAUUCAGCCCGCUCCCCGGCUUCACCUUCGUCGUGCUGGACGCCUACGACGUGAGCCUGCUGGGCAGAGAGGAGUCCAGUGAGGAGUACAGGGGAGCGAGGGAUGUGAUCAGACAGCACAACAACAACGAGGACCUGAACUGCCCCCCAGUGGUGGAGGGCCUAGAGAGGAGAUUUACCAUGUUCAACGGUGGCUUCAGUAAGGACCAGCUGGACUGGCUAGAGUCUGUGCUGUCGUCGGCUGAUGAGAAGAAGGAGAGAGUCACUAUUAUCAGUCACCUCCCUGUCCACCCCCAAUCCACAGAUCCCAUCUGCCUCGCAUGGAACUUCGACAAGGUCUUGGACAUCAUAAAGUCCCACAGCAGUGUGGUGUGUUUCAUGGCGGGCCACGACCACGACGGCGGAUACUGCCAGGACAAAGACACUGGCGUGCACUACCUGACGUUGGAGGGGGUGAUUGAGACUCCGCCUGACAGCGACGCCUUUGGCACGGUGUCCGUGUACGAGGACAGGAUGGUGCUGAAAGGGAGCGGGAGGAUCGCAGAUCGAGUGUUUCUGUUUCAAUGAAGCUGAAUAAACACAGAUCAUAGAUGACAUGAUCAUAUCCCAUCUCACAGCAGAGGCCUUUGACUUAAAGUCGUAUAACUUUGCACCCUUCUAGUUUUAUUUAAAGGCAUUGGUGGAGAAGUAUGGACAAUUACUGUUUCACAAAACAUAGUCACUCGUCUGUGUUUUGUAGGCACAUGCUGUCAUAAGCACUUACCUGAUCAGAACAGAUCAACAACUGCAGUACCUCAAAUAUUUUAUUGAAUUGAGUUUUGAUUUAAAUUGACUAUGAAAUGUAUCCAGACAAUGGUUGCUUUAUGGGAUUUCGCAUUAAAUGCAUAUUUAUAUAUUUUGAGAGGGAGCUGUUUUUUCUUAAGGAAUUGCUGUUUCUUUUUUUAAACUUGUUUGCUUCUUGCACACAACUGAUUGUCUUACAUUCUACUUUUAGUGUGGUGAGAAUUUUACAAGUGCAUUGUAUUAACUGACAAAUAUGGAUGCCCAGUUAUGAGGUGAUGAGAUCAGCCUUAGAUGAGUGCAAAUUUUUUUUGUGUACAAUGUAAAACAAUCAGUUCAAAGAAUAAAAAGAAAGAAAAGAAAACUUCA